Molecule: messenger RNA, 1587 nt
Organism: Naegleria fowleri
Lineage: Eukaryota; Heterolobosea; Eutetramitea; Acrasida; Naegleriidae
Exons: 3
Coding region: 1-1587 (528 amino acids)
Source: RefSeq, a predicted model, not a curated record
AUGGUUCAUUUCAGUUCAUCAUCCGAUCAUAAAAAAUCAGCAUCUGCAGCUUUAGCUCAAGAUGACGAUUAUUAUUACAACGAUAAUUAUAAUGAUUCCUCCGAUGAUGACAAUGAUACUUCGGGAGUGGAUAUGACCUUUUCACAACUCUAUGAAAUUAUGCGUACUCAACAGUCGGUUCCUGCGAAUAUUCUUUUGACUUUAUCAAAGAAGGAUCUUGUGUUGUGUGAAUUGAAGAGAGAGGGAAUGGCACCUCAAUUCAAACGAGAUGCACAAUAUUGGUACGACACUCUGAGUGUGUUCACUUACAAAUCGAGACAAGAUUUUCUCAUGAGUGAUUUCACACUAUGUAAUGACAUUAAUGAAAAAUUUAAAUUGAUUGAUCUUGAACGAAAAAGAAUUGACAUAUUAAGAAGAAUAUUCGUCGUGUUGAGAUAUGGAGAUUUGUUAUUUAGAAAAUCAAAGAAAACCAAUGAUUGGAUGCUGUGGAAUGAAUUGAAAGGUUUACCUAUUGCAACGGCCAUGUCACAUGGUUCUAGGAUUAUCGUUCAAUUACCAAAAUCGGCCAAUACGUCUCAAAAGAAAGGAAUUUUUAAAAAAUUGUUUAAGAAGGAUGAAUCGUCACAUGAUCAUGGAUUUUGGACGUGGUUAUUAUGUGGAGAUGAAAAUGCAAGUUUGGAUAUGGUUUGUACACCAGAAUUGACAAAUGGAUGUGAGGCUGCAAAGAAAGGAUUUCUUGUUUUUAAACGAACUGCCGCUACACACAGUUUAGGAUAUUACACAGAUGAAAUUAAGGAAGAUACAUCUGUACCAUAUUCACCAUCGAGCCCCGUCACUUCAACAAGCACUCCAACUUCCCCCUCCUCUUCGUCGUCAUCCUCAAAAAAGAAAAAAGUGAAACAACUUCGACAAAUUAGCGUCCAAUACACAGAUCAAAACAAUCAGAGAGGAACCAUGAAAAAACUCAAAGACAUUGUGGAAAUUAAGGAAAAGCUUGGAUUGAAUACUAGAAACUCGAAACUCAUUGGAAGCAAAGAAGAAGUCAUGUUAAAACAUAGACAUUGGGGUCUCAAUAUUUGCAUGGGUGGAUUUGGAAAACAAUUACCUAAUUUCCUUUCACAUAAGGAAGCAAAGAAAGCUCGAAAAAAAGGACCCAAAAAGGGAGCUAAGGUUACCUACACGACUGUAGAGCCCACUGGAGAACAUAGUCAUAUUUAUUUGUAUUACAUGUCUCCGGGACCCAAUCGUUAUGGUGGUAUCAUGAUUGGAGUGGAAGGCUCAGAACCUGGAAAAAAAGAUCAAUCAGGGGAGACUCAUGGCAUUACAGCUGGAUCUCCUUUCAUUGGUGUCACUGAUGGUAUGAAAUGGAACAAGAUUAAGGACAUGGGUAUGGAUGAGUAUCCAGACAAGUACGAUUCAUUAUUUAUUGACUUGUCGUCAGGAUGGGAAUUUUUGAAAGAGAAAGCCAAAGAAUGGCGUGACGAGAUGGUGAUGGAGACCAUUUAUGUGAAACCAGUCAAAGAUGCCGAAGAAGAAGCUCACUUUAAAGAACAGCAAUACCAAGAGGAGGAAGCAGACAAUUAUUGA